CUGGAACUGAAGUUUGUUGCUCCACCUCUACCCGGCCAGUUCGUCUACACGCUAUGCGUUCGCUCGGACAGCUAUGUGGAUUUCGACUUUGUGCACAAUGUUCCGGACGAAGAUGACGACGACGGCUACGAAGAAGAUGAUCUGGACGAGGAACUGGAUGAGGAUGAUGAGGAGGACGAUGCUGAAGAGGGGGAGGAUGCCACCGCCGGCGGCGAAACCAAGUCACACAUUGACAUUGACAAACUCUCCGAGUACGUGGCCAGAGCCUAG
This is a messenger RNA of Dibothriocephalus latus, 270 nucleotides long. NCBI's taxonomy places the organism in Eukaryota, Metazoa, Platyhelminthes, Cestoda, Diphyllobothriidea, Diphyllobothriidae. The record is from the annotation of a GenBank genome assembly.